AUGAUUACUACUGAAAUCAAUUCAAAUGACCCUAUUGUUGAUAUCGAUCCUCACGAUUAAUAAUCAGAUGAUAGAGAGAAUAAAGUAAAGCAUCUGAUUAAGUAGAGUCCAAAUGAGUUCAUUGUAGUGGAGGUUGAAAAACGGCAAGAAUAAUCCGAAUUGUAAGAGAUCUAUGAAGAAUAAUUAGACAUAUAAUAAUUGAAGCUAAAGGAAAUAGAGAGACAGGAAAGAAUCAAAAAAAUUCCAAUCACUUUGAAAAGAUAGCUCUCUACAAUUAAUGAAUUGUCAGACUAAUCCAUUAAUAAUAGUUGUUCACCUCAAAUUGAUGUGGACCAUCAUCAUUCUAAAAAAUAAAACAAAGACGUAAGAAUCAAUACAACUAAAUAGUUUUUAUUUCAAAUCCAAGAAGAAAAUAAAUAAACAGAGCCUAGAUAAGUUGAUAAGUAAAAAUAGCAAAAAAAGAAGUUUAAAAAAAAGAAAAAGAAAAAGUAAUUAACUAGAGAAUUGACUUAAGUUUCUCUGCCUAUUCCGGAGAUGAAAUACUAACAAAACAUGAAUUUUAAAUACUAUUAUAGAGAUUAGAGAAUAGAUUGUAGUUGGAAAUUAUUAUUUAGUUAUUUUACCAUAAUAAUUUUAAGUAAUAUCACCCUUCACACAAUUGAAAUGGUAAGGUAUUCUUAAAGUGUGUGUAAGUUAGAAGGAAUAGAUAAUUUGUUCAUUUAUGCAAAUUAAUUAUUCUAUAUCUUGGGUAAAAUUGGAUUGCUUAGCUUAAAUUAUUAAGAAUUUACAAAUACUUUACCUACGAAAUCCAAAAUUCCGUUAUUCAAUUCUGUAAUUUUUAGCUCAAUUUUUGUUGUAUUAUCGAUGCCUUUAUAUGUAUUUGAUUUUGUACUGUGUUAACCUAGGAGUAGAUUGAUAACUCUUUAAGAAAGUCUUCAGAUAUUAAACUUUUUUGAUUGGGGAGUUAUUUCAGUUUUGGGAGUAGUUAUCCUGAUGCAUUCAUGUCUCAAGAUUUCUAUGAAGAAGAAAACUUGGAAAACCUUGAAAAAAUUUCUUAUGGUGAUUUAUUAUCUUCUGUUGCUUCUUGUGCAUUUACUUCAAGUUUUAGUAACUGUGACAUAAUCUUUUAAUUCGUAUUUGCCGGCUAUGAUAAUGGAAAAUUUUUACCUUUGCUUUUCGAUAAUUGCAAUGAUCUAUUUAUCAAUGAGAAAAUUUUGUUUCCACAGUGAACCAUUUUAAUUUGCCCAAUAAAAAUUACCAAAUGAUCCAAUGAUUUUAAUUUCAGAUGAAAAGUUAAAUAAUUGGGGAUAAGAGGAGAAGUUCUUUGACGGUGACUCAAUUAAAUUGAGUAAAAGAACAAAGCUGAGUCCUUCAUCAAGUUAAUUCAAUAGUCUUUAAAUUACAUAAAUAGGUUUUCUGGCUAAAAAAGACUGA
Paramecium tetraurelia is the source of this 1434-nucleotide messenger RNA. RefSeq lists its product as uncharacterized. The transcript is spliced from 3 exons. The record is from RefSeq and is a predicted model, not a curated record. NCBI's taxonomy places the organism in Eukaryota, Ciliophora, Oligohymenophorea, Peniculida, Parameciidae.